Daphnia magna is the source of this 3459-nucleotide messenger RNA. RefSeq lists its product as uncharacterized. Bases 1 to 3459 code for a protein of 1152 amino acids. The transcript is spliced from 2 exons. Lineage: Eukaryota; Metazoa; Arthropoda; Branchiopoda; Diplostraca; Daphniidae. The record is from RefSeq and is a predicted model, not a curated record.
AUGGCACCGCGUCGUCAAUUGACUGAUGCUGAAAAGGCAGAAAAGAAUAGGAAGCUAAGAGAGAAAAGAGCGCAAGAAGAUCCAGAGGCUAGAGAAAAACGUUUGCAUGACAAUAGAGCCAGGGCACAAUAUGUGCGCAAUGAGAAAAAACAGCGUCUCGAUCAAGAUGUUCAACGUCAAACCCAAGAUGAAGUAGAAAGGCAAGUGCGUCUAGACGUAGAAGCGCAAAGACGUAAAGAAAACAGAGCUCAAGAGCCAGACAAAAUACAACAAGCUAGGCUACAAGAGCAAGCAUUGCGACAGCAAGCUCUGCGCGAAGAAGAAAGUGAGGAAGAAAGACAUGCAAGGCUAAGAGAUCAAGCAACACGGCAGCAAGCUGCACGCGAGGCUGAAACCGCUGAUGACAGGAGAAUAAGGAUGAUCGAGGACAACUUGCGACAUCAAGCGCGACGCGAUCAAGAGACAGAAGAAGAGAGAGCCUUCCGCAUAAUGGUAGACGCUAUGCGCCAUCAAGUCAUACGCGCCCAAGAGACGGUAGAAGAAAGGACUUUGCGCGCCAUAGCUGACAGAUUGCGUCAUCAGAUGUAUCUGGUUGAAGAAACGGAAGAAGAGGCGGAAAUACGUAGGGAACUUAACAGGGAACAAACAGCCAACUACAGAGCGGCAGAGAUAGAAGAAGAAAGAGAAGAAAGACGAGAAGAGAGUCAAUCUCGAAUGGAACGUUUGCGAGAAGAGAGAGAGGAAGACGAGGAAUUACUUCGCGCCAUGAAUGCAUUGGAACAUGCUGAAAUUAUACCAUUGGAAACUGAAGAGGAGCGCACUUUUCGCGAAGAGCUAUUGGCUGCCCGCAACCGUGCAGGAGUGCCGAGAACUCAUAGAGCGGCUUGCAAAACAUUGGCUUCCGAUGACCGAGUUCCAUUGCACGAUUGUGGAGAAAUGACCGUCAAUUGCGGCGAAUGUAAUGCCAGGCAUUUCAAGGGUGAACAACCGACAGACAAGAAAUUCACCCAAUGCUGCGCAAAAGGAAAGGUGAUUCUCCCACCUCCAAAAGAGUGCCCUCAACCGCUGGUUAAACUAUUGCAGAAUGACCAUCCAAAGGCGAAAGCGUUUAUGACGAAGAUCCGCAAUUACAAAAGCGCUCACGCUUUUGCUUCGUUGGGAGCUAAUAUUUCAUCUCCCCCAGGGCGUGGACCUUAUUGUUUCAGAAUCCACGGUCAAGUGUACCACAACACCACACCCGUCGGCCCCAAUACGAAUAAUCCUAGGUAUGCGGAUCUUUAUUUCAUGGACGCUGCGCAGGCUGGCGAGUUCAGAGCGCUUUCCACCUCAAACGGUGGAUGCUGCAGAAACUUGAUGGAGGAAUUGGACGCAAUGCUCCGAGAAAAGAAUCCGUACGCAGCCAUUUACAAGAUGAUGCGUCAAGUGCUUGAAGAAGAGUACCGCCGAGCCCAAGAUGAAAAUCUACCUCACCAAACAGUAGGAAUGAUUAUCAGCAGUGAUCGAAGAAAUCUAGAUCAGAGACGUUACAACAGCCCGACGACAAACGAGAUUGCUGUCAUUUUCAAAAGCGCAAACGGUGAGCCGCCAGCGAAGAGAGAUAUCCGUGGCCAUCUCUUCAUCCCAGUCAGAGGGAGAACAUUCGUUCAGAUUGACACACAACAGCCCAUGUGCGACCCAAUGACUUACCCUUUGCUCUUCCCCAACGGUGACGAUGGCUGGCAUGUAAACAUGCCUUAUACCACCACUACACGACGUGAAAGAGAGGAAGCAGCAACACGGGCAAUGGAUGUGGAUGAAGAGGAAGAGAUCGAUCUCCCAAGACUUGAUGAGAUGCUGCGGCUAGAAAAUGCACCAGUAGAAGCCUUAGCUGGUGAGGAAGAGCUGGUGGAAGAACCAGAACCGGAACCAGAGGAGCAAAUGGAUGACGACGAUAACGAUCCCCAUCGAUUGAAUCGUGGCGAAGGAAGACGAAAAAGGAUCACGCAGUGCGAAUUUUACAGCUUUCUCAUGUCGAUUCGGGAAUAUUUCAACAACGUCUUGGCCGGCGGAUCACUCACUCAGCAAUGGACGGUCGAUUCUUACGUCAAGAUUGAAGCCAACCGCGUCAAGUAUAUCCGCGAACAUCAGGCGGAGCUUCACGUAGCUCAAUACGACGGUCUCUUGGACUACUUGCAUAAUCGCGCCGAACGAGAAAACCUUACGGUCGGAUCUUAUCACGUCCUCCCAUCGAGUUUCAUCGGAAGCCCAAGGGCGAUGAAGCAAGCGUACCAAGAUGCAAUGGCCAUCUGUGGUAAAUUCGGCAAGCCAGUAUUCUUCCUGACUUUUACCUGCAACCCAAAGUGGAGGGAAAUCACGGCCAACAUUCCCAGCCAUCUGUCGGCAUCAGAUCGGCCCGAUAUAGUCGCAAGAGUCUUCCAGCAAAAGAAAAUUGAGUUGAUCAACGACAUUGAAAAACGCCAGGUGCUGGGAUUUGCGACUGCACGGAUACACGUCAUUGAAUUUCAGAAGCGUGGAUUGCCCCACUGUCACAUGCUCAUUUGGAUCGACGAGCGUGACGCCCCUGCUACAGCGGAAGAUGUGGAUGCAACCAUAUGCGCGGAAAUUCCCGAUAAUACAACGCAUCCGAGACUUUAUAAGAGCGUCAUGACCCACAUGAUUCACGGUCCGUGUGGGUUGAUCAACAAAAAAUCCCCUUGCAUGGACGGCGACAAGUGCUCAAAGGCUUUCCCGAAGCAACAUAGCCAAGAAACACUUCUAAACGAUAACGGCUACCCCACUUACAGACGAAGAGAUACGGGCGUUGUACACCGCUUAAAACGAGGACACACGCAUUUCGAAGUUGACAACAGAUGGGUCGUUCCUUACAACCCUUGGUUAUCCCUCAAGUAUGACUCCCACAUCAACCUCGAAUACUGCGCAUCCAUCGUCAGCGUAAAGUACAUCUUCAAGUACGUCUACAAAGGGUACGAUUGCCUGAAAAUGGAUCAAAAAGUGGGAACGUAUCAUCUGGCAGAAGGCGAAGAACCAAGGGUUGAGUGGGACGAAAUCACGUGCCAUCUUGAUGCGCGUUACGUCAGCGCGCCGGAAGCCUGUUGGCGAAUCUUCAAGUUUCCCCUUGCCGACCGUUCGCAUGCUAUCUAUCGCCUGGCCGUCCAUUUGCCCCGAGAGCAGCCCGUCUUUUUCCAACCGGGAAACGAAAUGCAAGCCGCCAUCAAUGCCGCUUCGAGAGACACCAACCUAACUGCUUUCUUUAAGUUGAAUCGCGUCGACGAGAGCGCACGGCAAUAUUUCUACAGAGAAAUACCUCACCACUACGUUUUCAUCAAGAAAACCAAUUCGUGGAAGCCUCGCGUGAAACGGGCCAAGAUCAUCGGUCGCCUAUACACGGGCCAACAAGCUUUGAAGAUUUGCGAACAGUCGACCAGAUUGUCCAUCCCACUUUCAAAGCGGCAGCAAUAG